This is a messenger RNA of Adineta steineri, 534 nucleotides long. Lineage: Eukaryota; Metazoa; Rotifera; Eurotatoria; Adinetida; Adinetidae. The record is from the annotation of a GenBank genome assembly.
AUGGGUGGUGUCACACAAAAAAUGACUGAUACUGUUAAGAAUGUACCUGGUUUGGGAACAACAGGUAUUCAUGCUGUUGCAGUACUUACUGAUCCGAGUAAUGGACAAGUUUAUGGUCAUGUUGAUUUUGUUGAAGCAAGUGAUGGAGUAGUAACUGUUAGUGGUGAAAUUAAAAAUAUACCUGAUAAACAAAAACGUGGUUUUCAUAUACAUGAAUUUGGUGAUACUACUAAUGGAUGUACUUCAGCUGGUGCUCAUUACAAUCCAGAUAAUCAUGAACAUGCUGGUCCACAAGAUGAACUUCGUCAUGUUGGUGAUCUUGGAAAUAUAACUGGUGGAUCUGGCAAUGUUGCUAAAUUUAAUUUUAAAGAUUCAAUUAUUAAAUUAACAGGUUCAAAAUCAAUUAUUGGACGUUCAAUUGUUGUUCAUGAAAAGGAAGAUGAUCUUGGUCGUGGAAAUUCAGCUGAUUCAAAGAAAACAGGCAAUGCCGGUGGUCGUAUGGCUUGCGGUGUUAUUGGCAUUAAAAAAAACUAA